Syzygium oleosum is the source of this 5861-nucleotide messenger RNA. Its product is annotated as DDT domain-containing protein PTM-like. The transcript has 10 exons. The coding region runs from base 314 to 5416 and encodes 1700 amino acids. The record is from RefSeq and is a predicted model, not a curated record. NCBI's taxonomy places the organism in Eukaryota, Viridiplantae, Streptophyta, Magnoliopsida, Myrtales, Myrtaceae.
GCGAGGAGGGAAGAGAAAAGAAGAAAAAGAUGGUGACGGGGAGGAGAAGAGCAGCCCAUCCUCGUCUCUCUCCUCGUUAGGGCUUUCCUCUCUCGUCCGAGCCCCAUGCUUCCAUGGCGGUUACCAUCCCUCGCCAGACGCGGCUAUCCGCGCGAGGCGAUUCGCGGUUCGUCUUCCGUCCCUGGACGCGCGCAAACCCUAAUUUCCUGUUCGGUUCGGAGGAAGCGUCGCCGUCGCGUUCGAGCUUUGCUGAAAUCCGCAAAUCCGAAGGUGUGGGGGACGUUUAGGAUCUGAAAGUCGGUGGGAUUGAUCGAUGGAUCCGGCGCUGCCUAGGAAGAGGGGCCGGCCUAGGAAACGGCCCUUGCCGGACGAGGAGAAUGCGACCGCCGGCGUGGGAGGCGGUUCGGAUCCUAAGAAACGGGCGCUGAGCGUGAGGCCGAUGGCGAUGGUGGGCAGAUACGUGUUGAAGGAAUUCCAUGGGAAAAAGUUUCUUGGAAAAGUAGUGUAUUACGAUACUGGCUUGUACAGGAUUGAGUACGAGGAUGGCGAUCGAGAGGAUCUGGAGAGCGGUGAGCUCCGUCGAAUUAUAAUAGAUGACGAUAGCUUCGCUGAGGAAUUGAGUAGAAGGAGAAAGAAAUUGGAUAAAAUGAUAGCUGAUGCCAGUGCAAAACCUUCAGGUGUUCCUGAGAAGAAUCGGGUGGGUGAUGCCGAAGCAUCUUCGCUGAGUGAAUUGAGCAGUGUCCCGGUUCAUGAGGAUAACGAGGGUCGAGUUGAUGUUGAAGGUGAUGGCCACGCCGAUUCAUCAACUGACUCCUGUGAGUAUGGUGAGGAUGGAGGUUCGGGUUUGGAGGCUGAGGCGCCGGCAAUACCCCCAGCUCCGCAAUUGCCACCAUCCUCUGGAUCCAUAGGCAUUGCAGAGGAGUACGUUUCUCAUCUGCUGUCUGUAUAUGGCUUCUUGAGGUCGUUUAGUGUCGCACUUUAUUUGUGUCCCUUUGGAUUGGAUGAUUUUGUCGGAGCGCUAAAUUGUUCGCUUCCAAAUUCAUUGUUGGAUGCCAUCCAUGUCGCACUGAUGCGUUCAUUAAGGCUUCAUCUGGAAAUUGUCUCUUCCGAUGGUUCAGAGCUUGCUUCGAAAUGUCUGAGAUGCAUUGAUUGGGACUUGCUGGAUACUUUGACGUGGCCCAUUUAUGUGCUCCAUUAUUUAACUGUGAUGGGUCAUGCGAGAGGGCAGGAGUGGAAAGGUUUCUCUGAGGAUGUUUUGCACAGGGAUUAUUACUCCUUAUCUGUUGGUAAGAAGCUGUUGAUUCUUCAAAUUCUGUGCGACCAUGCCUUGGAGUGUGCAGAUCUGAGAGCUGAGAUGGACAUGCGUGAAGAGUCAGAAGUUGGAAUUGACUUGGAUGGGGCUGCAAGUAAUAUAUCCCAGAAUGGUAUGAGAAUGGUCCAUUCGCGAUAUUGCAAAACAACUUCUUUUCUGAACCGAGAAGCUGCAGGAGCCAUCGCAGCAAGUUACGAGAUGAAACCGCAGACUAAUUCAAAUUGUAAGGCCAAUGGUUCAGAAGGUGUUCAAGUUGUUGCUGAUGCUGCAAAUCUUGGUGGGGAUGGAAAUGGGGAUGAGUGUCGGCUCUGUGGAAUGGAUGGGACCUUGCUGUGUUGUGACGGCUGUCCAUCAGCAUACCAUGCAAGAUGUAUUGGCUUGGUUAAGAUGCAUAUACCAGAAGGAUCAUGGUAUUGCCCAGAGUGCACGAUUGAUAGGAUUGGACCCUCAAUUACUGCAGGGACAUCUCUUGUUGGAGCAAAAAUGUUUGGGAUUGAUCCAUACGAGCAAGUUUACUUGGGUACUUGCAAUUACCUACUGGUGCUGAAAGCGUCUAUGUCCGACAAGUUGUGCCUUAGAUACUACAACCAGAAAGACAUUGUGAAAGUGCUGGAAGCUAUCAACUCCUCUGUGCAGCAUACGACUUUAUAUUUGGAGAUAUGCAAGGGAAUCAUACAGUACUGGAAUAUACCAGAUAAUAUUUUUUCUCUCCCUCAAGUGAAUGAAGUGCAAAGAAAGCAGGUGAAUGACAACGACAUAAAGAUUUCUUCUCAACCAUUCGUUUCUUCUGAUGACGGAGGACAGAAGAUUUUAGGUGCUACUGGAAUUGAGAAUGUGAGUGGUGUAAGUGGAGGUGCUGCCGUUACUAUUGCAACAUCAUCAGUCCAGACAAUUGCGAAUGAAACGACACACUGUGAAAUAGCUGGUCAUCAUAUAAGUAGUAACUCAAAUAUGGUGAAAAAUGGACCUCCUGUUGAUUUGAAGCUACUAGAGCAUAUCAAAGUGGAUUCCGCGUCAUCUUCUGGUUCAGUUACUCAGCAAGCUGAUCCAUCUGACAUCAGUCACCAAGUUUCUGUUGACAGAUCAAGCGCAUCCAACUAUGUUAUGUGCACCUCUAAGAACAGCAGUGGCAGUUGCAAUGGACAUCCAGAUGGUAUUGGUUUACCCAAUGUUAAGUCUUACCAGAAUAAACAUUGUUAUAGUGUCGGAGUUGGAGGAGGUGCACGAAAUGUGGGGGAUGAUUGCAUGUACACUGGUGCCCUUUUUAGACCUCAGGCAUACAUAAAUAAUUAUAUCCAUGGAUGUACUGCUGCUACUGCCGCUGCUAAUCUGGCAACUCUUUCAGCUGAGGAAGGCCAGAUUUCAGAGGUUCAUGUUUCUGGAAGUUCUAAAAAGCUCACAUCUGCUAACUCCCAUCAAAUGAAAGCUUUUAUAUCAGCUAGCCCGCGAUUUUUUUGGCCAAUCUCUGAGAAGAAACUUGGAGAGGUGCCAAGAGAGAGGUGUGGUUGGUGCUAUACUUGUAAGGCUCAAGUUAUCAGCAGGAGAGGAUGUAUGCUAAAUGCAGCAGCCCUGCUGGCCACUAAAAGUACAACCAAGAUUCUCAGUGGUCUACCACCCACUAAGAAUGGUCAAGGGAGUCUUUCUAGCAUAGCAAUAUAUAUUUUAUUGAUAGAGGAGAGUUUUCGAGGUCUUAUCGUUGGUCCAUUUCUUGGUGGGACUCAAAGAAAAGAAUGGUGUGAACGAGUAGUGGAGGCUGCAGAUUGCAUAGCAGUGAAAGCUCUCUUGCUUGAGCUUGAGGAGCACAUUAGCCCAAUUGCGCUGUCUAGUGACUGGAUUAAGCCAGUGGAUGAUUGUUUGAUGGAGGCUUCUGUUACUCAAAGUGUCUCGUCCACUGUUGAUACGGCACAGAAGCGCGGUCCUGGUGGUAGACGGAGGAAAAAUGCUGCUGUAUCUGAUGUUGCAUCUGAUGAUGGUCUGGAUAAGAGUUUCAGUUGGUGGCGAGGAGGGAAAGUAUCAAAGCUUUUAAUGCACAAAGCAAUUUUGCCGCGGUCAUUGGUAAAAAGAGCUGCUCGCCAAGGGGGCUCAAGAAAGAUUCCCGGUGUUCACUAUUAUUAUGGUUCUGAGAUUCCUAGAAGAAGCAGGCAAUUAGCAUGGAGAGCUGCUGUUGAAACGAGUAAAAAUGCUUCGCAGCUUGCUCUUCAGGUUAGAUAUCUGGAUUCUUAUUUGAGGUGGAAUGAUCUGGUACGGCCAGAACAGAGCCCUCAGGAUGCAAAAGGUCCAGAGUUGGAAUCUUCUGUUUUCAGAAAUGCAUUGAUAUGUGAUAAGAAAAAUUUGGAACGCAAGGUAUUGUAUGCUGUUGAUUUUGGGAUUCAAAAGCACCUUCCAUCCCGUGUCAUGAAGAGUAUCAUUGACAUAGAACAAAGUCAAGGAGGAAAGGAGAAGUACUGGUUUUCAGAAGCACACAUUCCUCUAUAUUUAAUCAAAGAGUAUGAAGAAGGUGUUGAUAGGUUGCCUAUGCCUUCAGAGAAGAUGCGUCUGUUUUCGCAUAUCCAAAGAGUGCAGUUAAAAGCUGUUCGCAUCGACAUAUUCUCCUAUCUUGUGUAUAGGAGGGAUAAUGUGGAUAAGUUCUCUUGCAGUUCAUGUCAACGGGAUGUUCUGCUCAGGAAUGCAGUCAAAUGCAGCUCAUGUCGAGGUUAUUGUCACGAGCAAUGUAUCGUAGGUUCAAGAAUUAUGGCAAAUGGGUUCAGUUGCAGGCAGUGCUUCAAUGCCAAAGCUUUUUCGAGGAAGGAAAGCACGGAAUCUCCAACCAGUCCAUUGCUUUUACAAACCCGCGAAAAUCAUGCCAAUGGGACAAUCAUCAGACUUCCUAAAGUUAAGGGGUACAGUCAACCAUUUGCAUCUGCCAGAGCUAUUAAUAACGGUCAGGAGAUAAAGCAUGGCACUUCAGGAUCUAGUUUGGCGACGAAAUCCCGAGCUAAGCUCCCUACUUGGGGUGUUAUAUGGAGGAAGAAGAUCUGUGAUGAUACAGGGUCAGAGUUCAGGGUUAAUAACAUUCUUUUGAGGGGAGGUGCAGAUUUGCGGUGGUCCGGACCUGUAUGCCAUCUUUGUGGGAAGCCAUAUAAUUCUGAACUGAUGUACAUUCGAUGCCAAAAUUGCACCCAUUGGUUUCAUGCUGAUGCUGUUGAACUUAUGGAGUCGAGAAUAUUUGAUGUGGUGGGUUUUAAGUGUUGCAAGUGUCGUAGAAUAAGAUCACCCGAGUGUCCUUAUGAUGACAAAGGCAAGAAGCGAACAGUUAAAAAGCAGCAAUCUUCAGCUAUAAAGCAAGAAUCGGAGUCUGAUUUGGGAAAUACAUCUGAAUCGAGAGAAUGUGAACCCACAACUCCAAUGUUCCCUCCUGAGGAGAUGGAAAUACAAGAGGAGGAUCCUCUUCUUCAGUCUACCUCAAGAGUGCAUCAGAUUGCCGACGACAAUUGGGAGGUGGAUUUUGGCCAGGUGAGUGCGCCAGGGCCGGCACUGCAGAAACUUCCUGUUAGAAGGCAUGUAAAGCGAGACGGAGAUGCAGAUGGCCUUUUGGAGAACAAUUACUUUUAUUCAGAAUCCUCAACUUCAAUGGAAAUAAAUAUUCCCAUGGAUCAGAUUGGGGAUGCAACGACUCCAGCAGCAGCGUGGGAUAUUCCCAGCAAUGGCCUUGAUGGGGAGUUUCUUAUUGAUUAUGAAAGUUUUGACUACGGUGAUAUGGAGUUUGAACCGCAGACUUACUUCUCUUUUACGGAGUUGUUGGCUUCUGAUGAUGGUGAUCAGUUUGAUGAAGCUCAUACAAUUGAGGAAGUGUCGGGGAAAUGGGAUAAUGCAGCUUCUGCAGCUUUGCAGGGUGGCGUUGCGGAGGACUUUGGAGAGGUCCCCUCUGAUAAUGGAGUUGGGCAGACUAGUUCCGAAAUGUCUGGCGUUGCUGUCCCCUGUCGGAUAUGUACAUGCUCAGAUCCUACUCCUGAUCUCUGUUGCCAGUUUUGUGGGUUGUGUGUGCAUAGCGGUUGUUCUCCUUGGGGUGGGAUGGAAUCUGGGGAAGGUGACUGGAAGUGUGGAGAUUGCCGGGAAUGGAGGUAGGAGCUCUUGGCUUCAGUCGCUUCUUAAGAGAAAAUGUUUUUACUGUAAAUUGAGACCACCGCUAGCGAAAUGGAGAGGAGGCGGCAGAGAUUACAUGGCAGGUUCAGUCAAAUCAAAUCUUGUUUCUAGAGAUGUUGUCGCAUUGGUGAUCGGCCAGAAGAGCCGGAUGGUGAUCAUCCAGAAGAGGCAGAGACGACCAGGUAGCUGCUUGUGCCUCCAUCGAUGAUGCCGAUGACUAGCUGAGAGUAGCUCCUUCCGGUACCAGCUGCGAUGUUUUUGACUCUGAAUUAUUUGGUUCCAUGAGUUUUGGAGGACUCGGAUUCUUUUGGUUCUGGGGAAAAAGGAACCACAUUUUAUAUCAUCCUUGAAGAAGAUAAGCUAGGUUUUUGUCGUGCUUAUCUGAUUUUAAAAUGAUUGUAUAAAGUUAGUGAUAGCUAUUUGAUUA